AUGGAGAUCUCGCCGAUCGAUGAUCACCGAGUGUUGCGAGCUGUGCAAUCCUUGUGCCCUGCGGGGACCUUUCGUUUUGGGAGUCGUUCUGCCCAGGACGAGAGAUACGCCAAGAGAGUUUAUCACGCUCCCAGGCUGACUGCGAGAAUACGGUGUCUCCAGACGGUGACACGCACCAGGCACGAUUCCGAGUCCAUCGAGGAGGUGGACGUUGAAGUGAUGCCGAGCAAGAAGUUUUCAAAGUGGAGAUCGUCCUUGUCCGAGGGCAGGGCGACAGAGUACGGCUGGGCUUUUUCUUUCAGGAGCUGUGUCGUCUGA
Prorocentrum cordatum is the source of this 318-nucleotide messenger RNA. The record is from the annotation of a GenBank genome assembly. NCBI's taxonomy places the organism in Eukaryota, Dinophyceae, Prorocentrales, Prorocentraceae.